AUGCAAAAGGCCAAGGUAUACGCCGUGGUGGGUUCCAACAUCGAACAGCUGGGCACUGAGCUCGAGCGAAAGUGCAAGGAGACCGCAGCGGCCACCGAGACUGAGUGGCACAAGACUGGCAAGGCGCCUGGCCUGCUCAUCUGGAGAGUCGAGAACUUCAAGGUGGUGCCAGUGCCUCCCAAGACCUACGGCCUCUUCUUCGAGGGCGACUCCUACAUCGUGCUCAACACGCACGGCAGGCCCGGCAGCUUUCUCUAUGACGUCCACUUCUGGCUGGGCGACAGCACCACCCUCGACGAGGCUGGUACUGCGGUGUACAAGACGAUCGAGCUGGACACGUACCUGAAGGACGUGCCCGUCCAGCACAGGGAGGUUCAGGGCCACGAGUCGCCCCUCUUCCUGUCCUACUUCCCCAACGGCGUGCGCAUCCUCGAGGGCGGCGUCGCGUCGGGCUUCCAGCACGUCUCCCCGACAGAGUACAAGGUUCGGCCUUCUACUCGUUUUUUCUCGUGCUCUACUUUUUCUUCAUCUUCUUUAACAAAGGACCUCCUUUGA
Acanthamoeba castellanii str. Neff is the source of this 555-nucleotide messenger RNA. Its product is annotated as actinbinding protein fragmin P, putative. The record is from RefSeq and is a predicted model, not a curated record. Gene Ontology annotation, molecular function: actin filament binding. Bases 1 to 555 code for a protein of 184 amino acids. The transcript has 4 exons. NCBI's taxonomy places the organism in Eukaryota, Discosea, Longamoebia, Acanthamoebidae.